Messenger RNA from Alosa alosa (allis shad), 1516 nucleotides. RefSeq names its product deoxyribonuclease-1-like. The record is from RefSeq and is a predicted model, not a curated record. NCBI's taxonomy places the organism in Eukaryota, Metazoa, Chordata, Actinopteri, Clupeiformes, Clupeidae. Gene Ontology annotation, molecular function: DNA nuclease activity. The transcript has 9 exons. Gene Ontology annotation, cellular component: nucleus. The coding region runs from base 97 to 1059 and encodes 320 amino acids. Gene Ontology annotation, biological process: DNA catabolic process.
CUCCACCUCUAAGAACAGGUAAGUUGUGUCGGACCUAAAAGUGGGAAAGGAAGUCAACAAAGCGGAAACCAAAUAUCCCCUCAAAACGCAGGUAAAAUGGGACGAGAACAGAGGCAUCUUUUACUUCUCUGUCUAGCUUGCUUUGUUUUCUUGACCAGGAGCUCUGGAUAUAAAAUAUGUUCAUACAAUGUGCAAAAUUUAAAUAUCUCCAAAGUAUCGGACACAACAGUCCUGCAUCUUCUGACAAAGAUUUUGUCGAACUGUGAUGUGUGCCUUCUACAAGAGGUGAAGGACCCAGAUGGGGAGGCUAUGGAUAGACUGAUUUCCUCCCUCGAUAGGUACAAUAGCUAUGAUGACUUUAGUUAUAAUUAUGUGACCAGUGAAAACCUGGGUCCGAGUGGAGAAGAGGAGCAGUAUGUAUUUCUAUACAGAAACGAAACCGCUGCACUGGUGGAGACGUAUCAGUAUCCCAAAUCAAAGAAGGAAAACGUCUUCAGUCGAGAACCUUUCAUAGUACAUUUUAAAGCACCAAAGACAAAGAUUGGUGAAUUUGUGUUGAUUCCACUCCGCGUCGAACCCCAAAAUGCACUAAAAGAGCUAGAUUCACUCUUUGACGUCCUCACAGAGAUAAAGACAAAAUGGAAUGUGGAGAAUAUAAUGUUACUGGGUGACUUCCAUGCUGACUGUGGAUAUGUGACAAGGAAGAACAGAAUAAACAACCGACUAUUCUCAAACCGUGACCUCUUCUGGUUGAUAAGGGAUAAUGCAGACACCACUGUGACGGACAUGACUGACUGUGCCUAUGAUCGCUUUGUGGUGCACGGAGAGAAAUUCCUGAAAGCUAUCGAGCCCCAAUCUGCGCGAGUGUUCAACUUCAAAAAGAAAUUCAAAAUCUCAACUGAUUACGUACUCAAGAUUAGUGACCACUACCCAAUUGAAGUGAAACUAAAGGAAGUGAAGUCAGCGGGGCAACUGCAGGCCUUAAUGCAGCCAGUUCUUCUCAUUCUCCCUCUCAUGGUGCUAUUUAUUCUGCCUGAUUCCACAACAUUAUUAAUGUAAAGUGUGAAUAUGUAAAACCAGCAAUGGCCUCAGUCAGUAACAGACGGUAGUAAACCGAGACAUGCAAAGGCCAUAUAUUUAGUUGGCACUCAUGAGGGCUGAAAAGUUUGUGCCACUUAUUUUCUCAAACCAUUUUGAACAUCUGUAUUGUUAGAUGGGUAAUCGAUUGUUUCUUAUUGUUUUCACUUUAAGGACAUGUUGGUGGAUGAAAGAUGUUUUCUAUUGUAAUUACUCUUUUAACUGGGCUUGUUGGCUUUUUUAACAGGGUUUACUGCAAACAAAGAUAUUUUGCCAAAUUCUCAAUGGAACUGUUAUCACAAGUGUGUGUGUGUGUGUGUGUGUGUGUGUGUGUGUGUGUGUGUGUGUGAAUGUCUGUGUCUGAAUGACAGAGAGAGUGUACAUGUAUUAUGUAUUGUUCAUAAUAAAAUGGUUUUAAUUUCUUAUAUGCAAAAUUAAA